Molecule: messenger RNA, 1257 nt
Organism: Neurospora crassa OR74A
Lineage: Eukaryota; Fungi; Ascomycota; Sordariomycetes; Sordariales; Sordariaceae
Exons: 3
Coding region: 1-1257 (418 amino acids)
Source: RefSeq, a predicted model, not a curated record
AUGCCUUCCAGGACGAGGAAGAAGGAAAAACAGAGAGCGAAGCAGAUCCCAAAGCAGGAGGGAAUGAAGCACCUUCAACAGCAAGAAAGUACCCCGACUGCUCCUACCCCCUUUUCCCCCUCCUCCCCAGCAGCCCACCCAUUCGACCCCACACAAUUGCAUCGUCGCCAGGUUCACACCACCCUACUUCAAAUCAAGAACCUCUACACUGGGGUUAACAGCACAGACACAACCCAAGCCCUCCUCUCCUUCCUCAACUCCCUCGCUCGCUUCCCCGACACCCUCCCCUGCUCCCACGGCGGCGAGCACAGCAGCAGUUACCGCCACACCUGGCCUCACAAUCCACUAGAGGACAUGAGAGAAGAAGGCGAGGAAAUCUCGUACUGGAUCCACUAUCUCGACUUGAUCAAGCAGUGGAAGCUGAGAAGGCGGGAGGCGCAGUCGUGGAUGAAGUACUAUGAUGCGAUUUUGGGAAGGAUGAUGGAGAUGCAGAGGGGGGAGGCGGUGGUAGAUGGGCGGGUGCAAAGUGGAAAGGAGGAUCGGAAGCGGGAGCUUGAAGAACGUUGUCUUGGGAAGCGGAAAGAGGAAUCUGCGGGUGAUGAUUGUCUUGGUCCGGAGAUCGAGCAGGGGGUCAUUGACAUGGCUUUGGCUGAUCCUGAUGAUGCUGAUGACGAUCAGUUUGAGUGCUGCCAGCCGAUGAUCAACCAGUUUCUUGGGCUGAAUGGUGAAGCCCAACAGCUCACGAAAGAGUGUACAAAGGGAUCUACGGGCUCACGGCCGAACAACGAAGCGCAGGAGCCCGAAGAGAAGCCUGACGUCAGGCUCAGCCUCGACAUCUGCCGCCAUUUGUUCAAGCAACUGGUUCCACCCGAUCUCGACGAGGAGGAACACGAAAUGGCGACUGAACCUUGCCGGCUGGCCUUCAAUCAGAUCAUCGUGACCAACGCCGACGCCAGGCAACUGACCAAGGACUGCAUCGAUGGGAUCGGAGGUUUGCUGGAUGAACUUCAAUCUGAAGCCGAAGCGCUGCGGGUCGGUUGGACCAAGCAAGAUGCGGUUGAGGAUGGUGUGGGUGAGGAUGAGGAUGAAGACCACCAUGCCACCAGCUACAACUGGAUGAAGGACCUGAUGUCCGCGGACAAAACCGAAGGUGAGGAUGGAGAGAUUCCGGCGGGGCUCUCCGAGUUUUGGAGGUAUUCCAAGGCUUAUUUUCAUCUUUACCUGGUGAUAUCAAGGAUAUCAUCACUGCAAGGCUGA